AUGGGGGACUACCAACAGUUCAUUGAGAAGAUCCUGGAUGACUUUGAUGAGGAAGCAGGAAGCACCAUCAAGCCCCACAAGCAGUGUGCCACCCUGGUCUUCAACAGACACAUUGAUGCUGACCAAGUCUGGGCUGAGCUGGUGAAGAUAAUCCAAGAGUGUGGUGUGCUCAAGACGCCAUACAAGAACGUAGAUACCACUAUCAUGGGAGGCUACAUAAUCAAAUUCUGGACGAUGGACCACCUGGACACCUUCCUCAAGAAGCACUAUAUCUACAACAAGAACAAGAGACCACACCAGAAGAUGAUCUCCAUCUACAGACACUCUGACCAAAACAGGUGGAUCAGGGGACUGACCAAACUGCCACCCACCAUAAUCAGCAAGCUGCUCCUUAAGGUGCACCACAUGCACUGCACCAUACACCUCAUCCACAACCAGAAGAACAAACAGUUCAAGGGUUGUGCACAUGUCCUGUGCAAGUCACUUGAAGACGCCAUCCACUUGGACAAGAAAAAAGGGGAGAUCACCUUUGAUGGGAUCAACCUGUGCAAAGUUGACAUCGUCAACAAGAAAUGGACCAACACACCACCGGAGGAACAACCUGUCCCCCACACCCAGACACUGUGA
Messenger RNA from Acanthamoeba castellanii str. Neff, 627 nucleotides. RefSeq lists its product as uncharacterized. The coding region runs from base 1 to 627 and encodes 208 amino acids. The record is from RefSeq and is a predicted model, not a curated record. Lineage: Eukaryota; Discosea; Longamoebia; Acanthamoebidae. The transcript has 3 exons.